Molecule: messenger RNA, 5037 nt
Organism: Babesia microti strain RI
Lineage: Eukaryota; Apicomplexa; Aconoidasida; Piroplasmida; Babesiidae
Exons: 1
Coding region: 1-5037 (1678 amino acids)
Biological process (GO): tRNA methylation
Cellular component (GO): cytosol
Source: RefSeq, a predicted model, not a curated record
AUGGAUUCCUUGCACAUCUGCAACUCUGCAAAUGUAGGCAAGUUGCCACUUUCAUACCUUACUAAUUGGGUAGAACAAAAACUAACUAAUUGUAAAAGUAAAACAUCUCAAGAAUCACUUGAGAAAUUUAAAAAAGAAUGUGAUAAUGCAGUUGAAUGUACCUUAGACGCAUAUUUGGGCAAUUUGGUUAUCAAUUUAGACACAGAGGAAUGCAAAAUAGAUAUAGAUUCGUAUGCGCUAGUGGAAAAAGAUACAGCAAAGUUGUUAAUUAUAGCACAAAACUCACUGUUAACAAACCCGAACACUUCGAUAAAAUUAUGUAGUUCUUGCAUCAAAUUAUUAGAUUUUUUUUGUAAUAAUCGUAAUUUUACAAUAAAAAAUACAUCGGUAAUCCUAACUAGUAACAAGCUAUUUGAUAUUCAACGCAAGAUUCUUGAACAAACACUAAAAUCCUUGCCUUAUCUAUUAUCUAACAUAAGCAACGACGAUAAGGAUUUGAAUAUGGAGGUAUUAGAUGUUUUACAUCGUUUACUUGACCAAAACCUUAGCAAUCAAAUUAUACUAACAAUAGCAGACAGUUUAAUUGCAAUACAGGCAAUUACUUAUGGUGACAAACUAAAGGAUUAUUUAAUAAGUAGGUUUAAUAAACAAGUAUAUAGUGAUGAAUUCAUGAACGAAGCUUGUAAAAAAUUUUACGAACACUUAUUUGAGCCAAAUAAAUUUUCAAUCAUAACAAUUUGCAUUGGCAGGGGUAUAAUGAAUAUGGAUUAUCGUCUAGUGAAUUAUGGACAGGAUAUUAUGUUUUUAGGAUUUAAGCCAGGUACAUCACUGGAACUUACUCAAAUGUCCUUAUUGGGCAUGCAGGUUUACACAUUUACUGUGUUUUAUAGGUAUAAGGAUAAAUUCAUUACAACUGAUUUAACUAGUGAUUCUGAUUUGUUUAAGCGUAUAAAAAAACUAUUUGAAGUUCUAGUUAAUGUUUGGGGGUCUAGGGCUAGAAGAUCAUCUCACCUAUCAAUUUGCCUAUGGGAAAAUCUGAUUAAAUCAUUGAUAAAGACUAAAAACCAAGAAUUGUGUAAAAUUGCAUAUGAAGCUUUGAAUGGCGCUUUGAAGCAGUUUUAUCAUCGAAAAAGGCUUUACUAUACUUGUCUAGAUCUUUCCAUUCCGUUAAUAGGCAUUGAACGCUUAUUAGAACAAAAUUCUUAUCUGAUAUUGGAGUUAAUCAUUUCUACUGGUGAUCUAAACUCACGGUCCAUUGCUACAAAGCUUCUACGUAAAGUCUUCAAGCAGUUACUCAAGGAAAUUGAUUUGAAUCUAUUUAAAGGUAUAUUUUACCCUCUAAUUGCUAAUAUCAUUAAGAAUGAACACUUGGUGUAUGAGGGCUUGAAAUUUGGUGGUAAUUUAUCCGAAUUUUCCCAAACAAGCAUAACGAAUUGCAUGUUAACACUACUGACUGAUUUUGACGAUGCAAUCGAACUAGAAUUGCUUAAACAUAUGAACCAACCUAGUAAUAAUCAGUUGUGCAAAUCUAAAUACGGAUUGGCAAUAUCAAACACAGAUUUAAUCAUUGCUUGUGAUAAAAAGAGUCUAAGUAAUUGCAAUUAUGUAUAUAUUAUAGGAGAGUUAUGCAUUGCAGAGUCGAUAAUACUUUCCUGGUCCAGAAAAAGGAAUAGAAUUACUUUUGCUGAUAAUGAAUCUAUAUUUGGUAAUGCAAUAAUCAUUGGUUAUGACCAAUAUUUCAUGACUUUUGUUAUACCCAUGUCCCGAAUUAUCACUGCAACAUUAUCUAUUAAUGAACCUACGAGAAUUAAUAUUUUACAUGCCAUGGUAAUACCACCCAAGAUCCUACAGCCAACGCUCAUUGAAUCCUAUCUGAUCCUGCUGGCAUCUAACACAAGCUUCACAAUUACAUGCCUUGAGAAUAGACAAUUGCAACUAACGACAUUUAUUAAAUUUUUUCGGAGAUUUAAGAAUCCAAUAACCAAAUCGGCAUCCAAUGCAAUAGGAAAACAGUAUGCCAUACCAGUUAUUAAUGACGAUAUGUAUUCUCAAAUUAAAUUAUUGGAUGUGAUAGAGGGGAUAAGCACAAAAUUUGACACUGAAUUGACUGUGUGGUUUAUACGUGAGAUGGAUAAUAUAAUGGCCAAGGAAUUCUUUCUAAGUGCCAAUCACGAAAGAUUGGAUAUGGCUUUAAGAAUAACCAGGGAAUUCAUCACAAUAUUGCUCGAGGAGUACAUUGCCAACUCAAAGUACAAAAUUGUCAAAGCUAUACUUAGCAUAUUUAUAAAAUUGCCAGAACAGUUGGUAGAUACAGCCUUUCAUACGCUAAAUUUAAUCCCGUGCGAUGCCAUAACUGAAUUUAUAAGUGAAAUUGGAUUAUUUUCAACAAUAAAUAAGCGAUUAGAUGAUGCAAGACCAUCAAUACAUACCCAAUCUGCAUAUUUAUAUGCUCUAAUGAUUAAUAAGUGCCCACAAUUAAUUCAAUUGACAAACUCUACAAAUUGUGACAAUACAAGCUCGAUAAAAUGUCAUUUUGAUCUAUUCAUAUGUAGAUCAGUACAUCUUAUUGAUUUUCAAAUGGAAUUUUUGGACAAAUACUUUAAUAACAAUAUUAAAUAUGAAACAAAAAUUCCACUGGCAUCGGGGUCACUUUAUGUAUUCGCCAAGAUGGUAGAUCAGGCAGUUGGAAAGACCCCAAUUGAUGUAUGUAAGUAUUUGAAAAUUUUGAGAAUCAAUCUUGCCAAACUAGGCAAUUAUAUAAGCGAAAUCAUGCUUCAAAACCCAAAAUAUUUUGAUUGUAGGGGGCACUUAUCCCCUAACACAUUUGACACUGGUAAUAGUUUUUACAAUAAAGAAUAUUAUUAUGAACCAUUGGGAGAUUACAAAUUUGGAUUAUUCGGUCCAAAUAAGUGUAUAAAAUACGCUAAGAGUACAUUUUCUGAGUUCGUAACGUCUACAAUUUGGAAGAAUCUUUCCGCACUCAUGUAUGCGAUGAUAUCUCUCAUCCGUUAUACAUUUGGGCCAGAUUAUAAGAAAAGUAGCAAAUUUGAUAUGAUUAAUCCUAAAAGUAUCACUGGAGAGUUAAUCAAUGAGAUUUCACUGAUUGGAGAUUUGGUCAUUACAUUGUUGUUGUAUAGCAAACAUAGGGGUGUAAUCGAUUCAUAUGCCAAGUUCCUAAAUAUAACUUCAUCCAAGCUUAAAAUGAGUGGAUAUGAGACACAAAAGGUUGUGGACAUGUGGUGCAAAAGGCUAAUCAACAUCUUUUCUGCUGAUGAAGAUGUAUUACAAAACGUUACAAGGCGAUUUUCAGUGGCAAGAUCUGAGAACAUAGCAAUUUGCCUAGUAUCCCUUCUUGGUGGCAAUUCUAAGAUUGAAGACAAGAAUUUUAGCUAUGUAAUACGACUAUUAUUGACUGAGACGAGGUAUAGACAAGAAUCAAUACAUUUGUUACGUGCUAUUGUUAGAUCUUCGAACUUGGCAUAUUUCCUCAACAAUUAUAUUUACGACAUUAUAUACAUAUCAUUACAUAAUGUGUCAAAUAGCGAUUGGUCAGUAUCCAACGCUGCUUCAUUGUUAUUCUCAUGUUGCAUAAACUAUUUGGCCAGUGGGUCAUUGGAUGAUAUUUUAGAAGAUUCAUUCUACACCAGGCAUCUAGACGAUUUUUUCCAGUGUAAACCUCAGCUCAAGGAUUUGAUUCUAAUGGCUCUGUCGGAUAAUGCAGAUCAUGCAAAUAGUUUAAGCAAUAGCGCCAAUCAGACUGCAUUUGCCUUGAUAUUUGUAAUUAAGUUUAACGGAGGGGAGGUUUUUCUGCCACAAAUAUUUAAAUUAUUGGGAUCUCGUGACUAUAGAAUACGCAACUUAGCAAUGAAAGGCAUAGUAAAAUAUUCUAAUGGUACUAGUAGUAUCGUAAAUUACUUGUCAGAAGCCACUAAAAGUUGUAACGAUUUUAAUUUGUUACAUGGUUUAUUAUCAGUUGUGAACGAACUAAGUGAACUAUAUGACGUUGCAGCAUUGUAUCCAUCCCUAGAGAAUACUAUACUAAAUUUGUUUAAAGUAAGAUUGCCCUUUCCAAUAAUAUCAUUACUGAUGCAUUUGGGUUGCAAAUUCCUGUCAUUUAAAUUACAAUUGAUGGAAUACAAGUAUGUAAUUCAAUUGGUAAUUAGUGCCUUUGGGGCCAAAUUUUUUAGUGAAAUAUCAAAUUACUUCGACAAAUAUCUUGACUAUGUUGAAAUAUUUCCAAAUUUUGACCUAAAAAGCUGCAGUUUAAAGUUAUUGAUUAAGCUAUCGUAUACAUUGGGUUUAUGUAAUGAUAUAAAUUUUAGAAACAAAUUUUACAGCAUUCUUACGGAUGAAUUGGUCGAUUUAUCACCAUUGGAUGAUUUUUGGUAUGACAUAGGGCAUAAAUUGCUUGCAAAAAGAUAUGACGAAUCUUGCCUCAAAUUCUGUCUACGUGCAUGCCAUAAGAUGCCACAUAAAUAUGUAUCAGUUUUGAUUAAUAUAUUGUCAAAGCAUACAUUUAUGACCAUUGGUAGCUUGAAUUAUAUCGCACAGAUCACUAUAACAGUUAUAUCAGACUUAAUUGGUGAUAGUGAGACUAGCGAAAUUACUGAUGAAUUAAAUAUAUUAUUGGAACUUGCUAUGGGUAUGAUUCAAGUUAUAACAAGUGAUUCGGCCAAUUUAGCAAUGAAACUAUCAUUUUUAAAUACAUUGUCAACAAUCAAAUUGUCUAAGCCAAUACCAGCAAAUGAUAUAAUAUCCAGAUAUAAUUUUCAUCUAUGGCAAAGAUUGAUAUAUAUUUUGCAAGAUGAAUCGCCGGAAAUUAGAAAUGCAGCUAGCGUUAUAAUAUGCAAAUACUUGCAUAGUUGGGGGGAUUUUGACAGCAAAAUCAUGCUGGACUGGAGUAGUACUGAAGAUCUAGCCUGUAAACUAUUAAAUAUCUGUAAACCAUGUAAUGUACAAAUUAAAAAUGCACAUGAUGAUAAUGAGUUUGUGUUAUUCCCCAUAGAGCCAGCAAACAUAUACCGUGAAAGACAGUAA